CUCUCUGCAAGCGUCGACGAAAUGAUAACGGCGAUGGUGUCUCCCCCGGGGAGCCGAGUUGCAACCACACAAUGCUACGAUACAGUUGCUGCAUUUCAAAUCGCUCUUACGAGGCGAAACAACCUCCGUUCUAUAGGGCACAGCGCCGUGUUUCCUCUGGUCGCAUCACCCUUUGCAGUGGUGGUGGUGGUGAUGGUGCCACCGCCGUCUCCUCCUCCUCCCGCCUCCGUGAUCUCGUUUUCGUCGUGAACCCUCAAGGAGCUAAUGGUAGAACAGCUAAGGAAUGGAAGAAGCUGCUUCCUUACCUUCGAUCUCGUCUUGGUGAAGACUGUAAUAUAUGUGAGUCCUUAACAUCUGGUCCUUCUCAUGCCAUUGACAUUACAAGAGAGGCUAUUAGGGAUGGCGCAGAUGCUGUCAUUGCUGUAGGAGGUGAUGGAACACUGCACGAGGUUGUUAAUGGUUUCUUUUGGGAGGGGAAGCCUGUUGGUACCAGCCACUCGGCUGCACUUGGUCUGAUUCCGUUAGGUACUGGUUCAGAUUUUGCUAGAACAUUUGGUUGGAAGAAUGAUCCUUGUGAAGCCGUGGAGCGCAUUGCUAAAGGGAUACGGUCACGGGUUGAUGUUGGUGUUAUCGACCAGGAAGGAAGGGAUUCGCAUUACUUCAUUAACGUUGCUGAUGUUCAUUUGAGUGCAAAGGCAGGCUUUUACGCUUCAAAGUACAAGAAAUUUGGAAACUUGUGCUACGUAAUCGGUGCCCUCCAAGCUUUUAUGGGACAUGACAACCGAGAUAUGAGGAUCAAGGUCAAUGGAGGUGAAUGGGAAGUAUAUCCACAAGUCACGGCUCUCUGCGUUGGAAACGCUAAAUACUUUGGUGGAGGAAUGAAAAUCACUCCCAACGCGGACCCUGGAAAUGGAAAUCUUGAGGUUGUGGUACUUCAAGACUUCAAAUGGUACGACUUCAUACUGAAACUUCAUAAGCUAUACAAUGGGACGCAUCUCUCAGUUAACAAUGUGAGCUCAAGAAGUGUACAAAGUAUAGAAGUUGAGGAGAUAUCAGAGAGUGGAAGCAUCUAUGUUCAGUCAGAUGGAGAACAUCUUGGAUUCCUACCUAGAAAGUUUCAGGUUUUACCCGGUGCCAUUGACAUGAUCAGCUAGCUAGCUAGUAGGAGAAGACUCAAAUCAUACAUUCAACUUCUUUUGGUUUAGUCUGUAGAGAUUCUUCUUAUUUAAAAGUUUGAUUCAUCGUUAAACGAAUCAUAGUUCCUUAUGCUGUGUAGUCAGUGGUCACUAUUAACCACAAAUAUCUUCUCUUUCCUUUCACUUGAAGCAACUACUGUGAGCAGUAGAUGAUAGUCUACAGGCAAUUUGUUCAGAUAUUUAUAUGGUAGAAUAGACAAAAUCCGUUGUAGUCUAGCUGGUCAGGAUACUCGGCUCU
Brassica oleracea var. oleracea is the source of this 1434-nucleotide messenger RNA. RefSeq names its product sphingoid long-chain bases kinase 2, mitochondrial-like. Gene Ontology annotation, biological process: phosphorylation; protein insertion into mitochondrial inner membrane; phospholipid biosynthetic process. The record is from RefSeq and is a predicted model, not a curated record. NCBI's taxonomy places the organism in Eukaryota, Viridiplantae, Streptophyta, Magnoliopsida, Brassicales, Brassicaceae. Gene Ontology annotation, molecular function: ATP binding; kinase activity. Gene Ontology annotation, cellular component: TIM22 mitochondrial import inner membrane insertion complex. The coding region runs from base 72 to 1154 and encodes 360 amino acids. The transcript has 12 exons.